Messenger RNA from Rattus norvegicus (Norway rat), 502 nucleotides. It is a transcript of the gene Pin4, whose product is annotated as peptidylprolyl cis/trans isomerase, NIMA-interacting 4. NCBI's taxonomy places the organism in Eukaryota, Metazoa, Chordata, Mammalia, Rodentia, Muridae. The transcript is spliced from 4 exons. Gene Ontology annotation, molecular function: DNA binding; peptidyl-prolyl cis-trans isomerase activity; isomerase activity. The record is from RefSeq and is marked validated. The coding region runs from base 54 to 482 and encodes 142 amino acids. Gene Ontology annotation, biological process: rRNA processing.
CCUUUUUCUAGCACCGGAACAACUGCCGGAGAGUUCAACGGCAAGCUUAAGAGAUGCCGCCGAAGGGGAAAAGUGGUUCUGGAAAAGGAGGGAAAGGUAGACCGGCCGAGACAGUCAGAGAGCUUAGGGGAGGUGCAGCCUCUGGGAGCGAUAGUGCUGACAAGAAGUCUCAGGGUCCUAAAGGUGGUGGCAAUGCAGUAAAGGUCAGACACAUUCUAUGUGAAAAACAUGGGAAAAUCAUGGAAGCUAUGGAAAAGUUAAAGUCUGGGAUGAGAUUCAGUGAAGUGGCCACCCAAUACAGUGAGGAUAAAGCCAGACAAGGGGGUGACUUGGGUUGGAUGACCAGAGGAUCCAUGGUGGGGCCAUUUCAAGAAGCAGCCUUUGCCUUGCCUGUAAGUGGGAUGGAUAAGCCUGUGUUUACAGACCCACCAGUUAAGACAAAAUUUGGAUAUCAUAUUAUUAUGGUUGAAGGGAGAAAAUAAAAUCACAUGAAAGACUGAGU